Molecule: messenger RNA, 2174 nt
Organism: Rhagoletis zephyria (snowberry fruit fly)
Lineage: Eukaryota; Metazoa; Arthropoda; Insecta; Diptera; Tephritidae
Product: AF4/FMR2 family member 4-like
Source: RefSeq, a predicted model, not a curated record
GUUAGAAGAUCCAAUCCUGGUACGCCCACCCAACCAAGACGACCCGAUUUCAUUGGUCUAAAUACACAACAACAACCGUCACAGACUUAUUACGAAUAUACGACUGGCUUGCCGCCGCAACAUCCACAACCGCCUACCAUUCAACAGCAGCAAAUCAUGUUGCAACAACAGCAACAACGUGCCAUGAUGCAACAGCAUCAGCAACAACAACAGCAAGUACCGCUAACACAUCACCAGCAACAGGUGCUGGCCUCACAGGCCUACGGUGGAAGCCCUCAACGCCGCUUUCUCUCCGAAGGUGAACUAGUACGACAGGGCGGCAAUGAACUUUCAUAUGCGCGCUCUAACAACACGGUAGAUAAUAUACGCGAAUUAGCGGGUAGUCCACAACGUGGCGUCUACAUGUGGAAGGACACUUCGCCUGGCUUCAGUAGUAGCAGUGGUAGCGCCAGCGGCGGCGGUGGCGGUGGUGGCAUGCCGCCCUCUUCCAUGGGCAUUGGCAGCAUUGGCGGCUCAAUAGCCAAUAGCAUACAUCACGCACAGUACAUCACAGUAGGCGGCAGCGGUCAGCCACAUCCAUUAAUAAUGACGCAUUCGCGUAUACACCAACCGGGCGAAUAUCUGCCGGUAGCUCAGCAACAGCAACAACAACAACAACAACAAAAUCAAUAUCGUUCCAAUCCGACCAGUCCUACGACGAUGCCACCUACCUCGUCGACAUCCGCACCAACCUAUAUGAUGCGUUAUGGUAUUGGUAAUCCCACUGCCUCACAGUCAAAUAAUUAUGUGCACACAUCACAAGCGAUGACAAAUUCUAACGCCGGCGGCUAUCAGCCACAAUUACGCGGCGGCGUUCCCGUUUUUCCACCAAAUCCUAGUGGGCCCAGCGGUGGCGGCGUCAGUGGUGCUGGCGUUGUCACCCAACUACAAACACAGCCAUCGCCUCAAGUGAAGCGAAAACAGACGCCAACACGUCCCAUGUCAUUUGUGCGCGCACUCGAAAUGACCGACUCUAUGGAGAUGCAAUCGCUGGAACAGCAGCAACAGCAAGGGCGCAGUGGCAAUAUGCCACCAUCAGCAGUAGGUGGACCAGGCGCACAACAUUUGGUGGGUGGUGCACGUACGACCACACCCACACCCGAACGUGCCAGCGUUUACGAUAUGAAUUACGAAAUCUCCGUAUAACCCGUGGUUGUGCCGGUUGUCGUGCCACCCGCCUCUGUGACCAUUUCGGCAACGGCAGCGGCGUAUGCGCGAAAAAAGGGCGCAAGCGUUGUUGCCAGCACGGCCGAGCCAUCGGCGUAUGCGUCGGUGCCUGUAAUGGCGGCAAAUGCGCCCAAUAGGCGCAAGUUCUCCACCUUCUUCUAGAGAAAUACAUUUAUAUAUGUAUGUGUGGUGAAGCCGUCUCACUUUUGAUGGCUAAUCUCAUCGUUAAGUCAGCUUAUCUUUAGAAAUUAUGAAAGAGAAAAUUGUUGUGCUUUGUUUUUUACAACUUUUUACUACUACACUAAACCACUUCCUUUAAUAGCAAGUCAUCGCUUAUGUAUCAUAUACCACACUCUACGCUACCAAAUACCACUAUCCGUAUCGCCAAAUGUAAAUAAGUAUACAACCUAAGAUACACCUCCUACGAAUACUGCAUAUACAUAAAUAUAAACAUACAUACAUAAUUAAUGAUAAUAGUUGUAUAAAAAAAAAUAUAUCUUUAAGUGUGAUUAAUUAUGCCACAUCUAUUGGUUAUCAAUUGCAAAAUCGUAUAUAUUGUAUAUUUUCAUCCGAAGAUUAGCCUGUAAAAGUUUUAAAUGCAUAUGUAUGUAUGAAUUGUAAAUCAACUUUUAUACAUAAAUAUCGAGUCAACGAGCUCAUAAAACCAUAAAAGUAUAUACUAUAUGAAAGUGUCUAUAUAAUAUUAGUUAUGGUACAAUCAGGGCUAUCACUGAAUCUAUCGUAGUCCGAAUUUUAUGAAAAUCUUCGAAAACGCAGUCACUAAAUUCGAAUGGCUACGAUAGUAGCAUAUUCUUUGAAUGCAUACGUUCAUAGCAAUUGGGAUUCAGUGAUUGGGCUACGAUGGAUUCAGUGAUAUCCCCGAAUAUGUUUGUCUAAACAAACAGAUGACUAAACUAAGCAAAUUUAUGUGUAUGCUUGAAUGAGAGUAGCAGUAAACAAAAAAAAAA